Heterobilharzia americana is the source of this 2634-nucleotide messenger RNA. NCBI's taxonomy places the organism in Eukaryota, Metazoa, Platyhelminthes, Trematoda, Strigeidida, Schistosomatidae. The record is from the annotation of a GenBank genome assembly.
ACACAAAGUCACGUGUUAACGACAAUAUUGUGGUGAAAAGAUUCAAUUAGGUGAGAUUGUCUGACUUAAAGUUCUCAUUAAUAAUCAUGAAAAGGGAGCAAUCAGUUAAUACUUCUGCAACUUUUAAAACAAUAUUAAUCAAAUAAUGCCAACUGAUGAACAAACUGCAUAUUCUCUUGAGCAAACAUCUACCUUAAUAAAAUCCCAACAAAUUCCAAAUCCACAAAUAAUGGAAUCUCUCAGUCAUUUAAUUCCAAUAAAAAUAAAAAAGCGUAUCAUUGAAGAUGCUUCAUUGCAUCCACUUGCCAAUUUAGAUUAUAUACUUGGACCUGUUCAUGGACCUGCAAUUAAUCCAGAGAUUUUAAUACAAAAUCCACGUGUAUGCAUUUUAUGCGGUGUUGAUUUUAAAUCUUUAUCUGGUUUACAUGCACAUCUUACUUAUCAUAAGCAUAUUCUAGGUGAAUUAGAACCAAAAUUGAAUUUACCAAUGUAUGAUUGUCGUAGCUGCCGAAAUAGAAUUAAUUGUACAGUAUUAAUGAAGCAUAGAUGUUAUAUCAAACAAAUGGCUGAUAUUAAAGCAAGACGUAGAUUUAUAGAUAAAAAUGGUAGUCCAUUAGUUUGUAUUCUCUGUCGUGGACGUAUAUUUUCAUCUAGAGUACAUUUAGUUAUUCAUAUUAUUGUAGCUCAUUCAGUUAAUAGAGAUCCAUAUAAAUGUGUAUUUUGUCAUGCACAGUUCAUCUCAGAAAAUUUAAUGAUACAAGAAGUACAUGCUUUUGACUGUCAUGCUCCUGUUCUAUUUAUACUAACACGUAAAGGGAUUUACAAAUUAUUACGCAAUGUUAAAAAUAAUAUUGUUGAUGUAUCAGUACCAUUUACUUGUUUUUAUGACUCAUCGAAACUUGAAAGACAUCAGUUAACACUUUUGAAAGGUAAAAGUGAUCAUACUUUGACCAGGAAUGAUACUACAGUCAAUACAACACAAAGAAAUCAACUAAAUUCAUCAUGGAAUCAUAAAAUAUGCUUGAGAAAUUUUAAUUGUUUGGCUGAAUAUACUACACAUUUGUGUUGUUAUCAUGCGGCGUCUACAUUAGUCAAUGGCUUUGAUAACACGAAUCAUAAAGAUCCUGUUGAGGAGGUGAGAAGAGCACAGAAUCGUAGUCUACAUGUACCAGGUCCUACAGUUUCAGAAUUAUUGAAAAGACAAAAUACAAGUUAUUAUUAUAACGGUAAUAAAACUCAUAAUAACGAACCUCAGUCACCAUCAACACCCACAACAACAACUAGAGGUCAAAAAAGUCAAAUUAUGAAAACUUCAUCAUUUUCUACGAAUAGAGGGAUCCGAAUGGCAAGAACUACAUCUAGUUCUUUGAAGGAUGUAGGACGUAAAGGUAUGAAAUUUAGAUUGGACGGCUAUCGUGAACAGUGUAGAAUAUGUUUGGAAUUAUUUCCAGAUGAUUACAAAUUCAGUAAUCAUGUGAAUUCAUUCCACUUACCUGAAAGUAAAAAAAGACUUAAACAUCUAGCUGAAAAGAAUAAACUUUGUGGAAUGUUGGAUGUUAGUCUGUUAUGCACAGAGUGUUACAUAACAUACAGUAAUGAAUUCUCACUGCAGAUUCAUAUGAUGGUUUCGCAUACAGGAAAAGAUUGGCGACAUUGUGGUCUAUGUAACUAUGAAUUUUUCUCCGAAAAUGAUGGGACAUUAAAUCGACUUCGGCUUGUUUCAUUCAGUACUGAUAAAAAUGAAGAAUCGAAUUCGAUACCUACACAUGUAUUAGACAGUGGCAGUUCAACAGAUACUUGGCCAUUACAACCAGAAUUGAUGUGGCGUAUGAUUAUAGCACACGAAACAUUGCAUAAAAAGCGAUUAUUCCCACCACGACAUGUACCGUAUGUACCAGUACAAUUAAUCGAUACACUUAUAGAUAGUAAGGCAGUACAAGCGGAAAUAGUUGCUUAUUGGCUAGUACAAAGAGCUAAAGAAGUGACUGAAGGCAUGAAGCCAAAAGACAAUGAAGAAGAUGGAGAAAGAGAAGCUGCUGAUGAAGGAGUUAUUCAAACUCAUGAUGCAUUUGGUAUUAACAAACCUAGAGCAUGUAUUACACCAUUGGAUAGAGAUAUCGUUGAAGGGGCUAGAAUAACACUUGGACGACGAAUGACGGAAGAAGAAAUAUCUUCACAGUUUAUAGCUAGUUCAUCUGCCUAUCGACCAUCCUUACAGAGUGGAGUAAAACUACCUGACUGGAUGGCUAGAGAAUUCAGUGAACUUGGUGAACGUAAUGCUUCAAAACAGAAUGAACUGGAUUUUGAAGAAAAUUUGUAAUACUAUACUGAUAGACAUGAAGGAGAAUAAUAACUUUAAAGGGAAUGCGUGUAUGCAUACACAUAGGUAUAUAAUACCAGAAAAAUGUCCAGAAAAUUCUGCUUAUUUGCUUUGAGUGAACAUCGCGGUAGCUUUUACCUUUCUCGCUUUAGUUCAUAUGGUGUGAAAAGUAAAAGAUUUUAGGCAUUAUACUACAUUCACUUUCAUCUUAAGUAUUCCUUUAAAGCUUAUUUUUUCGUUUGCUAGUCCUCCUUGCUGAUUUUAUUUCUUGGUAUUGUAUUGGCAUUUCGAAAUAGCAUACUACUAUGUCGGGC